CGAACGCUUCGAAGCAUCGGCACAGCACGUGGCAUCACUACGUUUCUCAUUUAUCGUUGGCUCUUGGAUAUUUGUAAAAUGUCUGAGCUUCAGGAUCGUUCAGAUGUCCAACAGCUGAUGGUGAUCAAAAAAGAGGCUCUCCCUGAGCUGCAAGAGAAGAGCUCCAGUCUGAAACAGGAGGAGUCUCCUGAACCAGCAGACAUUAAGGAGGAACAGGAGGAACUGUGGAUCAGUCAGGAGAGAGAGCAGCUUCAAGAACCAGGGGAGGCUGGUAUCAGCAUGUUCACAUUCCCUUCUGUGUCUGUGAAGGGUGACGAAGAGGAUGGAGAGAAACCUCAGUCCUCACAGCUUGAUGAGAAACAAAGUGAAGAGAACAGAGUCACAGAGAAUUUGAAAACCGAAUCUGAUGUUGAUGACUGUGGGGGAUCAGGAGCUGACAGUCAUUUACAGCCAGUUACUUCUGGCACAGCUUUAGACCCUUCUGGAUCCAAGACUGAUGACGGUGCUGAUUGGGAGGAGAGUGAUGAAACUCCGAAAGGUUUAGAGCCUCUGCAAAACAACCACACAGCUGUAUGUGAUAUGACAUUUGCCCAUGGAAAGCCAUCAGUGAUUCUUUCUGCAGCAAGCGUUGGACAGAAGAAACAAGUAGAGAAACACAAAGGAGCCCACGCAGGGGAGAAACCAUUUGGUUGUACAGUUUGUGGUAAAAGAUUUUCCUUUAAAGGAAAUCUGAAGACCCACUUGAGUAUCCACACAGGGGAGCGACAAUUUGGUUGCUCAGUUUGUGGUAAAAGAUUUUUUCGUCAAGGACAUCUGAAGAAACACUUGACUGUUCAUACAGGGGAGAAACCAUUUAGUUGUUCAAUUUGUGGAAAAGGUUUUCGUUUCAAAUAUUUGUUGGUGGCGCACAACAGAGACCAUACAGGAGAGAAACCAUUUAGUUGUUCAACUUGUGGAAAAUGUUUUCGUUUCAAAUAUUUGUUGGUGGUGCACAACAGAAUCCAUACAGGAGAGCAACCAUUUAGUUGUUCAAUUUGUGGAAAAUGUUUUCGUUUCAAGUAUUUGUUGGUGACGCACAACAGAAUCCAUACAGGGGAGAAACCAUUUAGCUGUUCAGUUUGUAAGAAAGGAUUUACUGAGAAGAAAAAGCUGAAUCAGCACAUGAAUAUCCAUUCAAGGGAGAAACCUGUUAGCUGCUCAGUUUGUGGUAAAGGAUUUUCCCGCCAAGAACAUCUGAAGACCCACUUGACUCUCCAUACUGGGGACAAGCCAUUCUAUUGUUCAGUUUGUAAGAAAUUUUUUAGAUUGAAACGGACACUUCUGACGCACAAGAGAGUUCACACAUUGGAGAAGCAAUUUAGCUGUUUAGUUUGUGGUAGAACAUUUUCUUACAAAGAAAGUCUGAAGAACCACAUGAAUGUCCACACAGGGGAGACACCAUAUAACUGCUCAGUUUGUAAGAAAGGAUUUUCCCAAGAGGGAAAGCUGAAGGAACACUUGGUUGUCCACACAGGGGAGAGACCAUUUAGCUGUUCAGUAUGUGGUAAAAAAUUUUCCUAUCGGAAAAAUCUGCAAACCCACUUGACUUUUCACACACAGGAAAAACCUUUUAGCUGUUCAGUUUGUCAGAAGAAAUAUUCUCGCCAACACCUUUUGAAGCAACACAUGAAUGUCCACACAGAAAACAAACAAUGCUCAUUUUGUAACAAAAUGUUUUCCAAUCAGGGACAUCUACAUGAACACUUGAUUACCCACACUGGGGAGAAACCAUUUAGUUGUUCGGUUUGUGGUAACAGAUUUACUCGUAAAGGAAGUCUGAAGUUGCACAUGAGUAUCCACACAGGGGACAAACCAUUCAGCUGUACAGUUUGUCAUAAAAGAUACAACCAACAGGGACCGCUGAAGGCACAUUUGCUUUCCCACACAGGGGAGAAACCUUUUAGCUGUUCACUUUGUGGUAAAAGAUUUUUUCAAAAAAGAAGCCUGAAGCUGCACAUGAAUUUACACACAGGGGAGAAACUUUUUAGUUGCUCAGUUUGUAAGAAAGAGUUUUCCACACAGAGAUAUCUCAAUGACCACUUGAUUAGCCACACUGGAGAGAAGUCUUUUAGCUGUUCAGUUUGUGGUAAAAGACUUGCUCGCAAAGGGUCUCUUAAGCAGCACAUGAAGAAUAUCCACUCAGGGGAGAUACCAUAGAGUUGCUCAAUUCUUGAGAAAGGAUUUUCCCAACAGGGGAAGCUGAAUGAACACUUGGUUGUCCACACAGGGUAGAAAUGAUUUAUUUCUACUCAAGUAAAUUUUAAUUAAAGUAACUGUAUUUUUACUUGAGUGCAGUCAUUUGGUACUUUUACACCUCUGUCAUUGUCUUUUGAUAAAUCCAUUGAACGUAUUUCAGUUGCAAUGCUUGAUCAAGUCGGGGAUACUCCCUCCAGUGGGCAACAUGUAUUUUCUGUUUGUGUUGUUUAUGUUGUAUCUGUUUUUUGGGACCCCCUUGAAAAUGAGAUCCUGCAUCUCAAGGGGUUAUCCUUGAAUAAAUUCAAUUCAAUUCAAACUGGUAACUACAUCUAAGUCACAUUAACCACAAAACUGCAUUUAAAGUUGAUCUAUUAUUUCUUAAAUUAUUUUUUAGAUUUCCCAUUUUAGAAUCCUUUCUUCCUCUGUUCCUUGCGUCAUAGCUCUUUCCAGGGAGGAAUUGAGAGAGAGAUGCGAGGCAGACAGAGGGGGCACAACUUAGUGAAUGAGAAAUCCUUCACUUCCUAGCUGAUUGAUGUCAGGAACUGAAAAUGAGCUGAUCAGCUGGUUCACCUCAGAGUCUAAACAUUUAAGGGACACUUCAACAUUUUGGCAAA
Messenger RNA from Cheilinus undulatus (humphead wrasse), 2849 nucleotides. RefSeq names its product oocyte zinc finger protein XlCOF6-like. The coding region runs from base 79 to 2196 and encodes 705 amino acids. The transcript is spliced from 2 exons. NCBI's taxonomy places the organism in Eukaryota, Metazoa, Chordata, Actinopteri, Labriformes, Labridae. Gene Ontology annotation, biological process: regulation of transcription by RNA polymerase II. The record is from RefSeq and is a predicted model, not a curated record. Gene Ontology annotation, molecular function: DNA-binding transcription factor activity; RNA polymerase II cis-regulatory region sequence-specific DNA binding.